AUGCUGUGCACGGACCAGCUGCACACGGACCAGUGCACACAGCCUGCCCUUAAUCUCCCCUCUGCCGGCGUCCCCUCGGGACCUCUUACAUUCACAUUCCUUUCCCACAGGUCGGGUGGUGCACACCCCUACGGUACAUUACGAUACUAUGCGCACCUCCCCGUCCUUCCCUCAUCCAUUGUGGCUGCUUGUCAAGGCCAGAUCCACGUGUUCGACUCCCAGGACCUCAUCGACGUCUACAUCCCAGACGGCCCUGAGACUGUCCUCUAUCGUUGCGAGCAGCAGCCGUGCCCAAAUUGGACACCCCGAUCGAUCGAGGAAGAUUACCCUCGUUACAAGGCGAUCCGACGAGCGCAACAUCCGCUCGGUCCGCGAAGCACCCUUGCAUCCCGAUCUGCCUCGCGGCACUCUUGCCCUGUCUUCCCCAGCUCCCGCCUCCCUCAAACUGUCGUCGCCGAUCCAGGUCAAGCACGAGGAGAUCUCCCUCCAGACCCUGCGCCAGAGCCUGAGCCUGAGGAGGGUAAGGGUGAAGAAGGAGUCUCGGAGUCUGAGUCCGCGGAUUCUACUCGGUCCGCCUCGCCGACAGCGCUCACCCCCGCGUCAGCAGUCCCUGAC
This is a messenger RNA of Postia placenta MAD-698-R-SB12, 615 nucleotides long. RefSeq lists its product as hypothetical. The record is from RefSeq and is a predicted model, not a curated record. Lineage: Eukaryota; Fungi; Basidiomycota; Agaricomycetes; Polyporales; Adustoporiaceae. The transcript has 3 exons. The annotation marks the transcript as partial.